UGUAACAACAUAAUAACAACUAACAGUGCAUUUGAGAAACAAAAUUCGAAAUUAGUCGUGAAAACAUACCGGAGUGAAUCUUUCUUCUUCAGCAUUAAGGAGGUCACCGACUGAAGAUGCCUUGGCCUGAUUUGCCAAGUGCCUCCUACUAUUCAGCACAUAAGACAACUCAUCCAGCCCCAGAUACAAUAGAAUAUAACGAUGGAGAUAUGCUCGCAUCGAUUCCAGAACGUGAAUGGAAACUUCUGGCAGCCUUGGCUCGAAAAAGAGAGGAAGAAGACCAGAGGAAGAACCUUGCAGAUCAGUUCCAGAAAAUGUGGCUGAAGGAAAAUGAAGAAAGGCAAAAAUUGAAAGUGGACGCUUCGGAACAAUACAGACGAUAUAUACACAAGAAGAGAGACCAAGAUCGCAACUCGCAACAGUACCGGAUGCUGCAACUUGCUGCUGAGGAUCAGGCAAGAAGGGAGCAGUUUCUUGACUGCAUCAGACACAAGGAGAAGAAGAGUGCUGAUUUGAAGGCGUGUCUAGAGGAUUGGCAGAUAACUAAGUUAGUCGGUAAGGCGAUGGAGGAAGACACACGCCUGCAACUCGCAUCUGAGCGGAGACUUAGAAUGUAUGCCGCUGACGAGUUGAGAAGACGCGCGGAGCUGGUGCACGCAGAACGCAAAGCAGACAACGCGCAGCAACGACGAUGCGCCCAGUUGAGAGAUGCUUCUAAGCGCGCCGCAAUAUCCCACGCACUGGGCAGUUGGGAGUGUACAUUGCUGCGGCACGACAUAGCGAGCGAGGACGCCACGCGCCGUGCGACAUUCGCCGCACAGUAUGCAAUGAAAGAAGCUCGGAGCAUGCGAAUAACGCACGCAUUGGAGAAAAGACGCGCGCACGCCCGCCAUGUUGCUGAUGUAACUAGACAAUUACGUGAUGCUAUAAGAGGGACUAGAUAACUUUUAAAUAUAUAUGUUAU
Messenger RNA from Leptidea sinapis, 964 nucleotides. RefSeq names its product trichohyalin-like. Bases 117 to 944 code for a protein of 275 amino acids. The transcript is spliced from 5 exons. NCBI's taxonomy places the organism in Eukaryota, Metazoa, Arthropoda, Insecta, Lepidoptera, Pieridae. The record is from RefSeq and is a predicted model, not a curated record.